AUGUCAGCCUUCGACCCAACAGAGCAUACACAUAGGCGAUGGAACCCGCUCACAGAGUCAUGGGUUCUCUGCUCGCCGCAUCGCACCAAGCGUCCGUGGCAAGGAGCUCAGGAGUCAGCAGAGGUACCGCAGCUUCCCGAGUACGACCUCAAGUGCUAUCUCUGUCCAGGCAACGAGCGAGCGACGGGUGGUAAGACGGACAAGUACGAGUCGACGUACGUUUUUGAGAAUGACUUUGCGGCAUUGAAGCCAGAAGAGGCCAAGGCCGGAGAAGAUGUCACCAAUCCACACCCGCUCAUCAAGCUCCAACCAGCGCGCGGGAAAUGCUUCGUCAUCUGCUUUAAUCCAGCGCACAACCUCACCAUCGCCCAACUCACCACGCCCCCCUAUAGCGCCUCAUCCCACAUUGUGCCCAUCAUCAAGGUAUGGCAAGACGUAUACGGCAGAAUCCCGCGCGAAAACCCCUUCGUCUCGUACGUCCAGAUCUUCGAGAACAAGGGCGCCAGCAUGGGCUGCUCCAACCCUCAUCCUCACGGACAGGUCUGGUCGCUCGAUUAUGUGCCCGAAGAACCAGCAAAGGCCCUGCGAAGUCAGUACCGUUAUUCACAAGAGCAGACGCAUGUCCAGGCUGGGGAGCCAAAGAGCAAGACAGGUAGACCGAGCUUGCUGCUCUCUUACGCUCAUUGGGAGAUGCAGCAGCCCGACUCGCCGAGACUGGUGGCCAGUAACGAAGACUGGAUUGCCGUAGUCCCAUACUGGGCCGUUUGGCCUUUCGAGGUCCUGGUCCUGCCGCGUAAUACGCACCUGAAUCACAUCCUCGACUUCAGUCCCGCGCAAGUCCAGUCCUUUGCAGCUAUCAUGGGCGAGGUGACGCUGCGUUACGACAAUCUCUUCGAGUGCUCCUUCCCGUACUCCAUGGGACUGCAUCAACGCCCUAUCCCGCCUCGCGCUUCGGAUCUCACCGCAGCACAAAAGCAAGAAGAGAGCGAAUGGGAUGAAGCGCAGUUUCAUGUUCACUUCUACCCUCCGCUGCUCCGGAGUAAGACGGUCAGGAAGUUCUUGGUGGGCUUCGAGAUGCUGGGAGAGCCACAAAGGGAUCUUACGCCGGAGCAGGCGGCGAAGAGGUUGAGAGACGUUGAUGCGAGCCAGCAUUACACGGCUCAGCUGCUCAAGAAGUAGAUGCGAGCAUCGCUUAGUGCGGGGUCUUGUAUGGUAUUGGAUUGCUGAAUGUAGUCAGACGUGAUCCCUGCUUGUCUUCUGUCAUUUGUCGGCCGGCUUCUCGCCCCUCUUCCACAUCCACACCGCAUCGUCCCCGAACCAAGC
Jaminaea rosea is the source of this 1323-nucleotide messenger RNA. Its product is annotated as UDP-glucose hexose-1-phosphate uridylyltransferase. Gene Ontology annotation, cellular component: cytoplasm. The record is from RefSeq and is a predicted model, not a curated record. Bases 1 to 1179 code for a protein of 392 amino acids. NCBI's taxonomy places the organism in Eukaryota, Fungi, Basidiomycota, Exobasidiomycetes, Microstromatales. The transcript is spliced from 3 exons. Gene Ontology annotation, biological process: beta-D-galactose catabolic process via UDP-galactose, Leloir pathway. Gene Ontology annotation, molecular function: zinc ion binding; UDP-glucose:hexose-1-phosphate uridylyltransferase activity.